GUGCCAAGUGCAUUAAAAAUAGAUAGAAAAUACAUAAAAAGAAUUCUUAAUUAUGAAAAUAAUCAAAAUACGUGCAUAAUCAAUUUUCGUUCUGCUAUUAAACACCAAAAAUUCAAAGUAGCUGCAAACUGCAACAGCUGCAAAUCAACAGCAAAAAUAAAAUACAAAUACAAGAAGAAUAAAUGAAAAAAAAUUCACUCAAAAAGCAACGCAAUUUGUGUCUCUGUGUACGUGUCUGUGUCUGUGCCUGUGUGUGUGUAUGUCUCUCUUGCUCUCUCACUGUAUCUAUUGUCAUAUAAGAAGAAUCAAUACAACAGCAAUAAGUAAAAAAUUCAAAGCAACAAAUAUCCAAUCAAAACAAAUGUGUAACAACAACAACAACUGCAGCUACAAAAUACUAAACAUAUAUUAAUUACUAUAUAUGUGUGUGUACAUAAUAAAUCUACAUCUUGAGAAAAUGAGGUGCUGCUGUUGUGCAAAUAUAAGCCAAGAACUAUGACGCAUCAAAAUCAUCAGACAAACGGCGCAAGUUUGGAGGAUUGCCAUACAAACUUUUAUGCCUUGACUGAUUUGUGUGGAAUUAAAUGGCGCAAGUUCGUUAAUGGCGAACGUCCAAAUGCAUCGAGUGAUCCUUUGGACGAUCCAAUUCUCCGCUCCUAUUCACGAUGCAUGCAGGCGGAUAUGUUGUGCGUGUGGCGGCGCGUGCAAUCCACCAAGCAGGACAACUCCGAUCCGAAUGCCUUAAACUUUGAGAUUACCACAUCGACCACUGUACACCCGCCCCUAUCGCUUGCAGCUGCCAAGGAGUUGUGGAUCUUCUGGUAUGGCGAGGAGCCGGAUCUAUCGGAGCUGGUCGAUGCGGAUCUACUUAAAAUAGCGGCCAAUCAAUCGCUCUGGAAUGGCACCUGGAAGGGCGAGCUGACCUACGAGUGUCGGUCGCUGCUCUUCAAGGCACUGCACAAUCUCAUGGAAAGAUUCGUGCUAACCAAGGACAUUGUGCGCUUCGGCAAAUGGUUCGUGCAGCCCUGCACUUCCAGCGAUCGUCUCUUUGGGCGCAGCUCGCAGCAUUUGUCGUUUUCCUUUACCUUCUUCGUGCAUGGUGACACGGUCUGCGCUUCAAUCGAUUUGCGCGAGCAUCCUGCGGUGCGUCCUUUGACCAAGGAGCACUUGGCCGAGGCAGCGGCUGCCUUUGCUGCUGCCAGUGGGGGCGGAGCAGCGGGAGCACGUGGCCAGGAUGCAAGCGGAACAGCUCAACUGCCGGCGAAUUCACCACUGCUGGAUGCGGCAACUGGAAAUGGAACUGGCGAGAAGUCGGCGGCGACGUCGACAGCGACGCCAACGCAGGCGCGCAAGGUAAUGCUGGCGCCUUUUGGCAUUGCGGCAAUACUCACGGGGAAUAGCUACAAGGCGAGCGAUCCAAUGGCCGAAAAGAUACUCGAGGACUGGGCCUCGUUCUUUCCGCUGUGCAAUAAGGACAACACGGAUGUGCCGCCCGUCGUGGAGGUGGUAUCGGGUGGACAUAAGAUGUACCAUCCCACAAAUUAUGUACUAGUCACGGAUCUGGAUGACAUGGAAGAAAUGGAAUUCGCUGAGCUGCACGGCAAAGCAAACGGUGCAAGCAGCGAUCCACAGACAGCAGCAACAACGGGAACGGGAGCGACGCAGGCAGCGGCAGCACAAGCGCUGUCCAUGGCGGCGUCAGCAGCGGCGUUAGCAGACGCCAAGGAAUCGCGUAAGGCGGCAACGCAAGCGGUCAGCGCUCUGGAACGCCUAACGUUUCAGCCCUACUAUGAUCAGCGGCCCACAUCGGGCUUCACCUUCAAUACAAAUAAUACUCAUAUACCCCCAUCGGCGGCCAUUGAAAUGCCGGAGCGUGCCUGGCAGGAUUGCAUAAUGAAUACGCUGCAUGUGGACGCAGCGGCAGCGGCGGCGGCAGCAGCCGCAUCAGCCGACGAGGAGGAGAGCAAGCAAACGGAUUCCAAGCAGCUGGUUCAGCAGCAAAUCCAACAACAGCAGCAGAAGCAACGCCAAAAGUUGUGGAACUUUGUGGAUCCCAUGCAAAAGGCGCCCUGCAUAUGUACCAAACAUCUCAGCAACGCUUCAGGAGGCGGCGGUGGCAGCAGUGCCACGCCCUGCCAUGGAGGAACCGGAGCGGGCAGCGCUUCAACUUAUUCACGCAAUUCCGUGGGCGAUUCAUCGUCGAUGCCGCCGAUUGCAUCCUCCUCAGUGGGUUCACCCGCCACGCCAGCACCAUCACCACAUCCGCUUUCCAAUUCGGCGCACUCGCAGCCCACGUCGGUGCCGCCCGCCGCUGAGCAACUGCUCAACAUGAGUCCACAUGCGCCCACAUCAGUAUCGAAUCUUCAGCAACCGCCUACGCCCAUCGAUCACCUGCUGGACAAGAAUACGCCAGCGCCCACGCCCACGGAUCAGCACGAUAGUAAGAGCAUAACUGCCUCGCCUUAUGUACAUCAAACACCGAGUGUGGAGCCUCCCACUUACGCGGAUCACGGGUCACAGGGUGGUGCACCUGCCACUCUGAAUGCGCCCGGCAGUGUACCCCAGCAGCAGCCUGCGACGCCAACAGCAGGCGGAGCAGCAGCUGGAGCAGCGGCAGGAGCAGGACCAGGAACGGCAACGGGAGCGGGCACUGGAGCUGCAGCAGCAGCAGGAGCAGGAGCAGCAACAGCAGCACCUGGAUCUGGUGCGCAAUGUGGCACGAUUAGCGUUAAGAAGCUGGAGAUGCAGCAGCAGCAGCAGACGACGAUUAAACAGGAGCCGGGCACAGGGCGCGGCAUCGAUGGAACCAGCACCAUGGAAGCUGUCACCAAUCUCUUCAAUCUAUACAAACCGCCACAGCUGACGCUUAAGGAUGGCGACAGCGUCUACGACGAGGAAUGGCUUACAGAGGUCUACGAUUUCAGCUAUCAAGAGUCCUGGGACAAUCUGCCCGUCAAGCGACCCAAGCUGAAUGAAUCGGUCAAGCUGCGACAUCCGCGCUACGCCAAGAAUCUGUACGAGGGGCACACGCACUUCAAGCCACUGAUGCCCUCGCCGGGCUCUGUCUACGGCUCGCUGCUGACCAUUGAAGGCGGCACUGUGGCAUCACUCGGAGCUGCGAGCGAGAGUGGGAAGGGAGCGGGCGGCGCAGGCGGUGGACUGGUGGGCAUAGCCACGAAUGCAGGCUUCGGCAAUGCAGCCGGCGCAGAUGAGGCGGACAAUGCGCUCGUCAAGAGUGAAGCUCCAUCGGCGGCGGGCGACGGAAGCAGCUUCUUCCCCUGCCUGGACAUCAAGACGGAGCCAGGCUUGCACUCGCCCUGCAAGGAAACCAAAUCCACCAGCACUGCGGGCAGCGGCGGUGGCAAUCUGUUCACAGCGGAGGGCCUGAAUCCCUCGCUCAACGACCUGGAGCAGCUGUUCGAGACGAGCUCGAAUGACGAGUGCAGCAGCGUGCAGAUUCACACGCCGCCCGACUCCAACAAUCCCUCGAAUGGCGGCUGCAGCGCUGUCACCAACACCAUCGACGAGCUGAAGCGCAGCACCGCCGUGACGAGCGCUGUGGUGGCCGCUGUCGUCGCCAGCAGUGGUGCGGGCAGCAUUCAAGCCGAAGACCUAACCAAAAUGUUUCCCACGCCGCCCUCGCACGAGCAGCAGCAUCUCAACCUGAGUCCCUGCCAAACGGACGUUGUCAUGACCGAUCUGAGUGUGGAUACGACGACGACAACAACAACAAACAGCGUGCUGGUGGUGCCCUCAGCAACAAUCACAACGGCAGCAGCCACAGUUGCAGCAACAGCUACGUCAGUGGGCCUCGGAGUCAUGCUGAAGAUGGUCAAGCAGGAAUACAGCGUGGAGCUGGGCAGUCCCGUCGAGGAGCCCAUCGAUGAUUGGAGCUAUGUCUAUAGGCCGCCACAGCAGGAGAAGUUCGUUGGCUCCUCGCGCUAUGCACCGCUCACCAAUCUGCCCAGCCAGACGCUGCCGCCUCUGCAGCUGCCCGCCAAUUGCUUCUACAAUCCCACCUGGAGCCACAGCCAAAAGUCGCGCGCCGCGACGCUAGCAAAGGCGGCCGCCGCGCAGCAGCAACAGCAGCAGCACCAGAAGCAUCAGCAGCUGCAGCAGCGCAUCCAGCAGCAUCAGCAAAUGCAGCAGCAACACCAACAGCAACAGCAGCAACAGCAGCAGCAACAGCAACAGCAACACCAGCAGCAACAGCAGCAGCAGCAGCACAAACAGCUGCACGACCUGCUUUCGGCUGGUCCUCGAACUCCGAUGAGUACAGCGAUGCCCUCGCCCUCAACAGUUCCACAGCCGUUGAGCAGCGGUGGCAGCCAAUUGCUGCUGAAUCAGCUCAACUGCCCGCAGGCGCCGCCCGGCAGCUCGAUGCAGCAGCUGAUGCAGCGGGCGGGCAUGUCGCCCAUUCCGUCGCCUGGCGGUCCAGGAGUGGUGCCAUUUCCGCGCAGCAGUCCCAUGCAGCAGCAUCAUCCGAUGCGACAGACGCCCACGCAUCCGCCUCCUCCGUAUCCGUAUGAGCUGGCUGCUGCUAGUCCGGCCACGUCCACAUCCUCGUCGUACCUCAACAAGCCGUACGGCUCUCAGGAGCCGCCAGGACAUCCGCAUACGCCUCACCACGUGUACGGCUCGAUGAGCGGAGGAGCCGCAGGCGGAGCUGCUCUCAUGUCGGGCGAUUCCAAGCUGGCCAUGAUGCAGUAUACGGGGGGCAGUGCACCGGAAUCGGGAACGGGUGCAGCAGCAGCUGCUGCUGUGAGCCUGCUGCAGGAGCUGCCGGAAGUGAACUCUGUGCUGGUCAACAUCCUGCUCUACGACACGGCACUGAAUGUCUUCCGGGAUCACAAUUUCGACAGCAGCAGCGUCUGCGUCUGUAAUGCGGACACGCAGAAGAUCGGGAAUAUACGUGGCGCGGAUUCGGGAGUUUAUGUGCCGCUGCCGGGCAGCAGCUUCAAUCCCUUUCCAGCUCAACGAGGAGGCUCGAGUGGAGCCGGAGGAGGUGGAGCUGGUGCUGUCACGCCUUAUAAUCAGUAUGCAGGAGCAGGAGCAGGAGCUGGAGCUGGAGCUGGUGGUCUGCGCAUGUUGAGUGCCUUUGGCGGUGGGCUGGACUCGUCGCCAGUGGCUGCUGCUUUGUCCGGAGCUGGCUCCGUGCAUGGCCAUGGCCAUGGACCCAAUGGUGGCUCCAGCGGCUCCUCAUCCUGUACACCGCCCAGCAGUAAUCCGCACAUAACCGGCUACGUCGACGACGAUCCCGUGGAGUGCACGUGCGGCUUCAGCGCUGUGGUCAAUCGGCGACUGUCGCAUCGGGCCGGUCUCUUCUACGAGGAUGAGCUGGAGAUUACGGGCAUUGUGGACGACCCGGCGAGGAAUAAGCAGCCCACUCUGCUAGCGCUCAUCCAGUCGCUGUGCCGCAAGGGCGCCAACAACAACAACAACAAUAAUAAUAACAACAAUAACAACAGCAAGGAUGCCUCCGCGGGCAAGGAGCUGGAAAAGCUGACGGGCACAGCGCAGCAGCAGCUGGAGCAGCUGGCGCAUGCCAUAUUCGAUCUGCUGCUAGAUCAGUGCUCCAUCAUACAAAGCUCCAGCAGCUCGGUGCAUCGAGCUCUGCAGGCGCACCGCCGGAGGAUGUCGAGACAACGUCGGCUGGGCGCCUCGGUGGCCAGCAUUGCGAAUGUGCUGGAAUUCACGGAUGCCCACGAUGUGGUCAGCUUGGCGCUGGAGCAGGCGCGUCUGGCGUUCGAGAACCAUCGCCUGGACAUGAAUCUCCUCGAGUUCGGACAUGGACAUGGCCAGCAUGGCGGUCAACAGCAUCAUCCGCAGCAUCCAAACCAGCCCCAUCACCCGCACCAGCAACAACCACAGUCGCAGCAACAGCUCAUGGCCUUCCAGGCGGCGCCCGCUCUUCGCCAGAAACUCUUGAGUCUGGGCAGCAGUCGUCUAACGGUGCACAAGUGGCCCUAUCUGCCAGUGGGCUUCACCCGCAGCAACAAGGAGAUCGUCCGGACUAUGAAUGCCAUCCAGCCCAUGCUGCAGAGCGCCUUCCACUGCAAGUCGCGAGGCGGUGCAGCGGGCUCCAAGGACGCCAGCUCCUACAAUACGGUGAGCGGUCCUUUGACCUGGCGGCAAUUUCACCGGCUCGCCGGACGAGCCUCUGGACAGUGUGAACCACAACCCAUACCUUCGGUUGUGGUGGGCUACGAAAAGGAUUGGAUAUCUGUGGCGCCACAUUCCAUUCACUACUGGGAUAAGUUCCUGCUGGAGCCCUAUUCCUAUGCUCGGGACGUGGUCUACGUCGUCAUUUGUCCGGACAAUGAUCACGUCGUCGCGAGCACUCGCACCUAUUUCCGUGAACUGAGCAGCACGUAUGAGAUGUGCAAGCUGGGUCGCCAUACGCCCAUCCGUGGCUGGGACGGCAUCCUCCAGGUGGGCGUAUCCGAAAGAGAGGUGACGACUCCGCUGGACGAUUGGCUACGUACGUUGGACUAUGCACCGCUGGCGGAGCAGAUUAGACGUUACGCUAUUGCCUUUAUGCAUCAGCUGGCGCCUUAUCUGAGUCGCGUGCCUGGUGAUAAGACACUGCUCAAUCCGCCAGAUCCUGCUGGCAGUCAUUCCACAAAAGCUGGUGUUACUCAGCCGCCAACAGCUGCAGAGCAUCCGGAGCAGCCGGUGAUCAAGCAGGAGCCGGGCACCGAGCAGCAACAGCAGCAGCAGCAGCAGCAGCAACAAUCGGGCUCAACCCAGGCGAGCAGCAAUCAGGAGCAGGACAGCAAGGCGGAUGUUAAGGGAGGCGCAGCUGGAGGCGAUUCCAAGCCAGCUCUGGUGCUGGGCGAUCCACUGGGCAUGGGCGAAACCUUGGAGGACAUUAAUCCUUCAGCCAUUGUGCUGUAUGUGGUGAAUCCGUUCACCUUUGCCUCCGACAGCUUCGAGUUGGAGCGACUCGCACUGAUUGCGCUGCUCCGCUGCUAUGCGGAGCUCUUGAAGGUGGUGCCAGACUCGGUCCGUGCGCAGAUGAACAUCCAGAUCAUCUCGCUGGAGUCCAUCAUGGAGCUAGGACCCUGCGGCAAUCGUCGUCGCUUCUCGGACGAGAUCAAGUGCUUGGCGCUGAACAUAUUCUCGCAGUGCCGUAGGCAUCUGGUGCAUGCGCAGCCCGUGAAGAGUCUGACGGGCUUUGGCACGGCGGCCAACAUGGAGGCGUUUCUCAAGACCAAAGAUGAGCCGAAUCGACGCCCCUAUAAGAUGUACACCGCUCCAUUUGUGCUGGCGCCCAUGCACGAGCGUAACGACAAGACGGACUUCUCCCGCGCAGCGGGCAGCAUGCAUGGCCAGAAUGAGACGCGCUACUCAGUGAUGUAUUGCAAUUACUGCCUGAGCGAGGAUCAGUCCUGGCUGCUGGCCACCGCGACGGAUGAGCGAGGCGAGCUGCUGGAGAAGGUGUGCAUCAACAUCGAUGUGCCGAACCGUGCCAGAAGAAGAAAGGCGCCCGCGCGCUAUGUGGCGCUGCGUAAGCUCAUGGACUUCGUCAUGGGCCUCAUCUCGCAGACGUCGCAAAUGUGGCGACUGGUGAUCGGCAGGAUCGGCCGGAUUGGUCAUAGCGAGCUCAAGUCCUGGAGCUAUCUGCUCAGCAAGCAGCAGCUGCAGAAGGCCUCCAAGCAGUUCAAGGACAUGUGCAAGCAGUGUACACUGAUGUAUCCGCCUACCAUUCUGAGUGCUUGCCUGGUCACCCUAGAGCCAGACGCCAAGCUUCGCGUGAUGCCCGAUCAGUUUACGCCCGAUGAGCGCUUCUCCCAGAUCUCGAUGCAGAACCCGUUGUCGACGCCGCAGGAUGUCACCUGUACGCAUAUCCUGGUCUUUCCCACCAGUGCGGUCUGUGCGUCCUUCACACGCCAAUUCCAGAACGAGCCUCAGGUGGACGAUGACUUCAUCUUUGGCGAGGAGGAGGGCAACGAGGACUUCAGCGAUGCGGACAUUGGCGAUCUCUUCUGGGACUCUCACAUGGAUCGCGUCUCAAAUCACGGCAGUCCAGGACGCAUGGAGGACAACCGCAGCUGGCAAAGCGCUGGAGGCAACAAUUUCAAAUGCACGCCACCGCAGGAGGUCGAGGAGGUGGGCUCCCUCAACCAGCAGCCCAUUUCGGUGGGUUACAUGGUGUCGACAGCGCCCACGGGUCGGAUGCCCGCCUGGUUCUGGUCCGCCUGUCCGCACCUGGAGGAUGUGUGUCCCGUCUUCCUAAAGACCGCGUUGCAUUUGCAUGUGCCUAAUAUACAGAUAGCCGAUGAUAUACUCAACUCGACCAAUGCUCACCAAUCGGCCAAUGAUCAUCCGUUGGACUCGACACUAACGGCCGACGUGCUACGCUUUGUGCUGGAGGGAUACAAUGCGUUGUCCUGGCUGGCACUCGAUUCCAAUACGCACGAUCGUCUGUCCUGUCUGCCCAUCAAUGUGCAAACGUUGAUGGAUUUGUACUAUCUAACGGCGGCCAUAGCAUAGAGCACAAUAUCUGAAACAACAGACCAUUAACAUUAGCAGUAGCCGUAACAGUAACAGUAACAGUCGAUUGCUUCCGUUUGCUGUACUUCCAUUAACAUAGCGAACUAUCCAAAACAGUAACAAAAGAAAACAAAACAGUGCAAAAACCAGCAAGUUAACAGU
Molecule: messenger RNA, 8658 nt
Organism: Drosophila navojoa
Lineage: Eukaryota; Metazoa; Arthropoda; Insecta; Diptera; Drosophilidae
Gene: skd
Product: mediator complex subunit skuld
Biological process (GO): positive regulation of transcription by RNA polymerase II
Cellular component (GO): mediator complex
Molecular function (GO): transcription coactivator activity
Source: RefSeq, a predicted model, not a curated record